Gregarina niphandrodes is the source of this 1656-nucleotide messenger RNA. RefSeq names its product queuine tRNA-ribosyltransferase. The record is from RefSeq and is a predicted model, not a curated record. The transcript has 2 exons. Gene Ontology annotation, cellular component: cytosol. Lineage: Eukaryota; Apicomplexa; Conoidasida; Eugregarinorida; Gregarinidae. Bases 1 to 1656 code for a protein of 551 amino acids. Gene Ontology annotation, molecular function: tRNA-guanosine(34) queuine transglycosylase activity.
AUGCCCGGCCCAUAUAAACGUUCUCUUGAGGACGCAGGAUGCCCCCAAAAGGGAUGCCCCUUGGACGCGUCGGAGGAGCGGACUAUUACGGAGGAGUCGGUAACGGGCGCGGCGCCAACAGGCGUGGCGCCCGUGGGCAUUGAGAGAGCCAAGAGACGACGCUCCGAUUUUCCCCCAAAUGUCCCGGAGGAGUGCGAGAAGACGGCUGUUUCACCGAUGACGGUCACGCCAGCCACGGUCACCCCGGCGUCGGUGGUUACUUCGGACACGAUCACGCCAGCGACGAUAGUUCCGCGGGAUGUCGUGCCGGUUUGUUCGGUGUACAAGGGACGGGCGUCGUCGUUUACGUUGCGGAUGGUGGACGGUCGUGCGCGGCGGGGCACGUUGGAGUUGCCGCACGCGCGUGUGGAGACGCCUUGCUUCAUGCCAGUGGGUACGAACGGGCCAAUGAAGAUGAUUUUGUCGGAGAGGAUGGAGAGGUUGGGCCCGUCAUUAAUGUUGAACAACACAUACCACUUGGGUGCUCGGUUAGGUCGGGAGUUGUUGACUCAUUUUGGCGGUACACACACGAUGAUGCAAUGGGACGGAGGACUGUUAACGGACUCCGGUGGAUUCCAGAUGGUUUCAUUACUUAAGCUGGCACGGAUAACAGAAGAGGGUGUGGAAUUUGAGCACCCCAGUACUCGAGAGAAGAUGUUGCUUACACCGGAAGAGUCAAUUGCUAUUCAGAACGCAAUUGGUGCUGAUGUUAUGAUGGCUCUAGAUGAUGUUAUUUCAGCUGUAGAUGACGAUCGGAAACGUUUCGAAAUUAGUGUGGGACGAACCACGCGAUGGCUCCAUCGUUGUAUGGCGGCUAACGCGCGACCGGACGAGCAAAAUCUUUGGGGCAUCGUUCAAGGUGGGCUGUACGCCGAUCUGCGAGAAGAAAGUUUAAAACAGCUCCGAGACCUUGACCUACCCGGUUUCGCUAUUGGUGGCCUUUCAGGGGGAGAAUCUAAAGCCCAGUUCGCUGAAAUGGUCGAACUCUGUACCCGUAGAUACGGUCAGGGACUUCCCGAACACAAAAGCAGGUAUCUCAUGGGCGUCGGAUACCCUUUGGACAUUGUCGUCUGUGUCGCACUUGGCUGCGACCUUUUCGACUGCGUCUUUCCCACACGUACCGCACGCUUCGGAGUCGCUCUCGCCGACGAAGGACACAUCCGACUUAAAAACAAUGCCUACCGCACCGAUCCCAGACCCGUUGACGAAACCUGCGACUGCUACAUGUGCCAACACUUCACCCGCGCCUUCAUUCACGCUACCAUCGCCUCCUCACCAUCAACGUUGAGCAUGAUUUCCGAACAUAAUAUUCGCUACUUACAUAAUCUGGGCGUUAGGAUGCGCACCGCCAUCGAACAAAAGAACUACUCUGGGUUCGUCCGUGAUUUCCUUGCCAAGCAGUUUCCCCCCGCGGAGGACCGGUUCCCGCCCAUUUGGGUCCGUGGCGCACUCAGGCAGGUCAUGCCCGAAGUUGAGUCGUGGUACUCUUGGGACUCCCUGACCCCUGCACAGAUCGAAGCGAUGCAGAAAGACGAAAAGUGCGGCAGCCAUUCGCACACGGAAUUCCAACCGCGCUGCACUGCUGCAGUUGAAGGCGACGCGGGCAACCAGUCCUGA